Molecule: messenger RNA, 758 nt
Organism: Phaethon lepturus (White-tailed tropicbird)
Lineage: Eukaryota; Metazoa; Chordata; Aves; Phaethontiformes; Phaethontidae
Product: general transcription factor II-I-like
Exons: 8
Cellular component (GO): nucleus
Source: RefSeq, a predicted model, not a curated record
AAUGGCCCAGCCUACCGCACCAGCAACGUCCAUCCAUGACGAGGACUCCUCUGAAAGCAGAAUGGUGGUUACAUUCCUCAUGUCGGCACUCGAGUCAAUGUGUAAAGAACUUGCCAAGUCCAAGGCAGAAGUUGCCUGUAUUGCUGUAUAUGAAACAGAUGUGUUUGUAGUUGGAACUGAGAGAGGAAGAGCCUUUGUCAAUUCUAGGAAAGAUUUUCAGAAGGAUUUUGUUAAAUACUGUGUUACAGAAGAGGAGAGGGCUGCAGAGCUGCAGAAAACCAAGGCUAUACCGACUGUAAACAGACUGACAGUGGAUAUUGUGGAACUGGAAGCUCUCAGAAAGUCUGUGGAGGACUUUUUCUGCUUUUGCUAUGGUAAAGCUUUAGGAAAGUCAACAGUGGUACCUGUGCCGUACGAGAAGAUUCAGAGGGACCAGUCUGCUGUGGUAGUGCAGGGCUUGCCCGAAGGACUCGCGUUUAAACAUCCAGCAAAUUACGAUGUUUCAACCCUGAAAUGGAUUUUGGAAAACAAGUCAGGGAUCUCGUUUAUCAUCAAAAGGCCGUUCCUAGAGCCAAAGAAACACCUAGGAGCUCAUAUGACAGAUUCUUCACAUUCAAUUAUACCUCCAAGUGGAAGUUGUCCUCCAAUUCAAGUGAAAAUGGAACCAAAGGAGGAUUCUGGAAUUUCUUUGGAAAUGGCAACAGUAACAGUGAAGGAGGAAUCGGUUGAUCCUGACUACUAUCAAUAUAAUAUUCCAG